AUGGAGACGAAGCUGCAGAUACUCUUCCUUGUCGGAAUACUGCUGCCGUUGCAGUUUCUGAAGAUCACCGGAUAUCUACACGACGGCGCCGCCGCCGGAAUCCCGCAGAAAAUCAAUUAUCCGGCGAUCAACUGCCGCAAGCACACCGCAAGCCUGACGGACUUCGGCGGUAAAGGCGACAGCAAGACCUCGAACACGGCUGCUUUUAAAGCCGCCAUUGCUAAUCUGAGCAAGGUCGCCGGCGACGGCGGCGCUCAGCUCGUCGUUCCGCCGGGGAAAUGGCUGACCGGAGCGUUUUCUCUCACCAGCCAUUUCACGCUUUACAUCCAUAAGGACGCGGUUAUUCUUGGAUCUGAGGAAGAGUCGGAUUAUCCGUUGAUCGAUCCAUUGCCGUCGUACGGUCGAGGAAGAGAUGCUCCGGGGAAGAGAUUCUCCAGUUUAAUUUCUGGGACAAACCUUACCGAUGUCGUCAUUACAGGAGGGAACGGGACUAUCGACGGGCAAGGGGCAAUAUGGUGGAAGAAAUUUAAGGGUAAGCAGUUGCAGAACACAAGGGGUUAUCUCGUCGAAAUUUUGUUCACAAAUCAGCUUCAGAUUUCGAAUCUUACAUUCAAGAAUUCUCCUUCAUGGAAUCUCCAUCCUACUUAUUGCAAUGAUGUCAUAAUCGAACAUGUUACGGUCCUUGCUCCCAUUGAUUCUCCAAACACCGAUGGCAUUGACCCAGAUUCUUGUUCGAACAUCCGGAUCCGGGACAGCUACGUUGUCUCCGGUGACGACUGCAUCGCCGUGAAGAGCGGUUGGGACCAAUACGGCAUAAAAGUCGGGCUCCCGACGCAACACCUAAGCAUCAAAAGGUUCACGUGCAUUUCUCCCGACAGCGCCGUGAUCGCUCUCGGGAGCGAAAUGUCCGGUGGGAUCCGCGAUGUCCGCGCCGAGGACAUCACGGCAAUCAAUUCCCAGUCGGGCAUCCGCAUCAAGACAGCCCCUGGCCGCGGCGCCUACGUCAAGGACAUAUACGUAAGAAACUUCUACGCCGACACCAUGAAGUACGUCUUGUGGUCGACCGGCGCCUACGGUCAACACCCCGGCGAAGGGUUUGACCCGACGGCGAUCCCCCAAGUCAAGAACAUUAACUAUCGCGACUUUGUCGCCAAGAACGUGACUUACGUUGGAUCGUUAUCGGGGAUUGAAGGGCACCCGUUUACCGGAUUUUGUAUAUCAAAUUUGACGGCAACGUUGGCGGGGCCGGCAACCGCGGCGGCGGAGGUGGAGGAUUAUGUGGCGGCGGUUAAGAAGAAGCUUCCGUGGAAUUGUACGGAUGUCGCCGGAGUUACGAGUAGGGUGGUGCCGAAGGCGUGCGUGCAGCUGCCGGAGAAGUCGCCGGUGGUUUGUCCGUUUCCGACGGACGUGCUGCCGAUUGAUAGGGUUGAGUUGAAGAGUUGCUCCGUUGGUGUGUGA
This is a messenger RNA of Andrographis paniculata, 1458 nucleotides long. RefSeq names its product probable polygalacturonase. Gene Ontology annotation, biological process: carbohydrate metabolic process. NCBI's taxonomy places the organism in Eukaryota, Viridiplantae, Streptophyta, Magnoliopsida, Lamiales, Acanthaceae. Bases 1 to 1458 code for a protein of 485 amino acids. Gene Ontology annotation, molecular function: polygalacturonase activity. The transcript has 6 exons. The record is from RefSeq and is a predicted model, not a curated record.